AUGAUGCUAGAGGCUCUGCUGAUGGUCCUCAGCCUGCAGACCCUCUGGCAGGUUGAGGCUGUUCCUAUCCUGCCCCUGAGCCUGGUUCCAGACACCUUCGAUGAUGCCUAUGUGGGCUGCUCUGAGGAGAUGGAGGAGAAGGCAGGCCUGCUGCUAAAGGAGGAGAUGGCACACCAUGCCCUGCUACGGGAAUCCUGGGAGGCUGCCCAGGAGGCCUGGGAACACAGGCGUCACAGGCUCACUCUGCCCCCUGGCUUCAAGGCCCAGCAUGGAAUAGCCAUUAUGGUCUACACCAACUCAACGAACACUUUGUACUGGGAGCUGAACCAGGCCGUGCGGACGGGGGGUGGCUCUCGGGAGCUCUACAUGAGGCGCUUCCCCUUCAAGGCCCUGCAUUUCUAUCUGACCCGGGCCCUGCAGCUGCUGCGGGGCACUGGAGGCUGCAUCAGGGAAGCUGGGGAGGUGGUAUUCCGAGGCGUGGGGAGCCUACGCUUUGAGCCCAAGAGGCUGGGGGACUCCAUCCGCUUGGGCCAGUUUGCCUCCAGCUCUGUGGAUGCAGCAGUGGCUUGCAGGUUUGGUAAUGCCACCUUCUUCUCUCUAAGGACUUGUUUUGGGGCUCUUAUCCAGGCCCUGUCUGUCUUCCCUGAGGAACGUGAGGUGCUGAUACCCCCCCAUGAAGUCUUCUUGGUGACUGGGUUCUCUCAAGAUGGAGCUCAGAGCCUCGUGACUCUCCAGAGUUAUAAUCACACCUGCAGCCACUUUAACUGCGCCUAUUUGGGUGGGGAGAAGAGGCAUGGCUGUGUGUCCUCACCAGCAGUAGGGCAGCCAGAGUCACCCUCUGGGAGGGUCUUGACUCUGCAAAGGAGAAGGACCUUGCACUUGGACCCUGGAGAGUUUCAGAAGAGCUGCACCCUGAAAGUCACUUAGGAAUCUUGGGAACUGAUGACCUUACUAUGAAGAGAGGCUUUGAAUGGCCUCAGGAAGUAAGAGUAUGGUUCUGGCUCCAGCCCUAGCAGCCACCUCCCCAACCAGGGCUGGGGGAGACUUGGGGCCAUGGCAAGGUUGAAAGAACUCCAUUAUGUAUAGGGACUCCCUGGGACAUGCAAGGGAAGACCUGUGAUGGCUACUCAAUUAAACAGAGUUGUGGUGUGGAGA
Molecule: messenger RNA, 1155 nt
Organism: Nannospalax galili (Upper Galilee mountains blind mole rat)
Lineage: Eukaryota; Metazoa; Chordata; Mammalia; Rodentia; Spalacidae
Gene: Art5
Product: ADP-ribosyltransferase 5
Exons: 4
Coding region: 1-927 (308 amino acids)
Molecular function (GO): NAD+ poly-ADP-ribosyltransferase activity; NAD+-protein-arginine ADP-ribosyltransferase activity
Source: RefSeq, a predicted model, not a curated record